Molecule: messenger RNA, 511 nt
Organism: Trichoderma asperellum CBS 433.97
Lineage: Eukaryota; Fungi; Ascomycota; Sordariomycetes; Hypocreales; Hypocreaceae
Source: RefSeq, a predicted model, not a curated record
UAAUCGAAGAAGAGGUAGAAAUCUCCGAUCCAGCCUCUCAGCCGCCAAAACGCUAAACGGGGCUUGCGAAGCUAGCAAAUUGAGCUUACGGCAUACAGAGAGAGCGGCGCGUAGCACCAUCAACAUACUCCGUACACGUGCUGCCCCGUGGAAAGAGGAGCACGCACAGCCAGCCAUGGAUCCCCUAACGGACGAUUCUUCGAGUCACAUCUGCCCGGAGCGAAGGAUGCAUACUCCGUACAGCGUGCUAAUCAUGCUGGCAGCAGGGUUUCUGGCUGGCCCAGAAUUGUUUCUCCUCGGGCCGCGAUACCCCGCGAUAGACAUUUUGAGCAUGGAAACUGAUCGUCGCCGACUAGGGAUUUUCAGGACGACCAACGUGACCUCCAUACUCAUCCUAGACGACGGGUGGUGUCAUUCGCUUGUGGGCUAGCAGAGAAGGCGGCAUUAAGAGCAUGCGGCGCCGAUGAGCGUUUGAGGGAUAUGGGCUAAUCUAAAGGCUCCGAUUACCGCG